This is a messenger RNA of Parathielavia appendiculata, 987 nucleotides long. RefSeq lists its product as uncharacterized. The record is from RefSeq and is a predicted model, not a curated record. The transcript has 4 exons. The coding region runs from base 1 to 987 and encodes 328 amino acids. Lineage: Eukaryota; Fungi; Ascomycota; Sordariomycetes; Sordariales; Chaetomiaceae.
AUGGCCGGCGACAGGAUCGACGCGCACUCGCUCGCCCCGGUUGGCACCUUUCUCGGCAUCGCGUGCAUCACCACGAGCCUGCGCGUCUACUGGCGGCUGCGGCCAGUCCGGCGUAUCGGCGCCGAUGACUUGACGCUUCUCCUUGCCUUGAUCCUUACCAUUGCCUGGUAUGGGGUUGACGUCGCCAUGUACCACUAUGGCCGCGGCAUCGAGGGCUUCUCCCCGGACCCCUGGACCAUGGGCCCACUCGUGGUCGCCGACGGAGUGCUCUGGGUCUGGGCGCUCAACGUCAUCCGCAUCUCGGUCGCCUUGCUGCUGCUCCGGCUUAAGGACUCGUUGCCGUGGAGGCUGGCGCUGUGGGUCGUCAUCAGCGUCCAGGUGUGCAUGCUGAUCGUGGGCACAACCAUGCACCUUGUGAUGUGCCAGCCCAUCUCGGCGAGGUGGGCACCCACGCCUACCGCCCGAUGUAUCUAUACGCCGUACUUUAUGACCUACGGCUAUAUCUACAGCGGCUUCACGAUCGCGUCUGAUCUUGUCCUCUCGCUGCUACCCGUCACCUUCAUCCGGACCCUCCACCGUCCCAGGCUGGAAAAGGUCCUCAUCGGCUGCCUCAUGACUGCCGGCAUGGCCGCCACAGGCGUCGCCGUCGCCCGCCUGUUUCUCAUCAUGGGUUACCUGGGCAAAGGGAGCACGGCCCUGAUCAACGUCCAACAGGACAUACUCUGGGGCAUGGAGCUGACCAUCGGCGCGCCCGUCCACCGCCUGAUGCAGUCCUGGGGCUUGCUGCGCUCCACGUCCGAGCUCAGCGACUCGUCGUCCGAAAGCUUCCGCAACCGCCUCCCCAACGGGUCGCAUAUCACGCGCCAGAUGAGGGAGUGGAGUUCGAUGGUGCAUGAGCUGGCGCCUCAGAGUCGGGAAGGAUUGGGGACGGUCGGGCCAGCAAAGCUGGGCGCGGCGGCGCCGACUGGGUUUUGCAGGCGUGUAUAG